ACAACAACAACAAAAAUGUUCAAAGUAGCUGGCAAAGCGGAGAUUAUAAGAUCUCAACAGAAGGAUGAAUAUUACCUGACAUACUUGAGAAAAAUGUCAGCUGAUGUUGUCCAUAGCUUGCUCGGUGCAAGGGCCUGGAUUACGUGGCGCAGAGAGCUGGACCUGGCAGCUGACCUGGGGUACUUCUGUCUAACAACCCUCUCGGGUUUCCAGACCAUUGGUGAGGAGUAUGUGAACAUUAUCCAGGUGGACUCUUCCAGAAGACAUUUACCCUCUUUACUGCGUCGCCUCACUAUGGUACUCUUCCACGUGUUGAUACCGUACACCAUACGCAAGGGUCUAGACUGGCUGGAGAGGAGGCUGCAGUCACAUGGUCUUCAGGAGGUCCCCAUAGCAACCAGGGAGUUUCUCCUGAAAUGCAUUCCCGUUGCUAGGGACCUGGUCCUUUACACUCACAGAUUGCACAUGGCUGUGUUCUACAUGCAAGGAAUCUUCUAUCAACUUGCAAAGCAAUUCAAUGGAGUGCAAUAUUUGCAGUAUACAGGUGGUUUACAGAAGGCGUCUGAUGAUUCAGUGAGCAAGAGUUUCCGAGCCCUAGGCUGGGUGACCCUGGCCCAGCUUGCGGGGUCUGCAUUGCUGGGAACCAGGGCAUACUUGCAGCAGACCUACAGAAAGGGUACUGACCUGCUAGGAGGAAGUGAUACCCAUUCAGAAGUCGGAGGUCAGGUGUCCCCAGACAGGAAGUGUGCCCUGUGUCUGGGUGAGAGGUUACGUAGCUCUGUGACCCCCUGCGGCCACCUCUUCUGCUGGGGCUGCAUACACGACUGGUGCGCGACCAAGGCCGAGUGCCCUCUGUGUAGGGAGGACGUUGAGCCACACCGUAUCGUCUGCCUACAGAACUUUGAUGCCUCCUGAUGAUAGUUAAGGGUGUAUGUGAUGCAGAACCUAUAACUGAACCUCAUUCUGAGGAAACUGGUCUUAAUGCAUGUGCGUAAAGUGUUGUGCCAGGUUGGCCUGUACAGUCCGCACAGUCUGAUUAGGGGAAAACACUUUCAGUCUAAACUGGAAUUUUGUUCAAAACAAACAUCAUUAAAACGAAAAAUUUCAUAUAAGCGCAAAAUGUCGUUCCUGAAUAGCCUGUGCAGCUUGUGGACACUGCACUCAUCUUGGACAUCUAUUUUACGGAUAUGCAUUAAGCCCAUUUUCUCCAGAGGGUGGUCACCUCAUUGGUACCUCAUAUCUGGUACUGCACUUGGGCUGUGAUAUGGAUUUCUCCUGCCAUAAUGUUCCGCGACCAGCAACUAAUGGUGUUGCUCACACUGGAGACCAUGUUGUUUUAUUUGAUUGUACUUGUUUUUAUCUUGUUUUUGUUACACUAGAAAAAUUUUAUGGAAAUAAUGUGACUUUCAACCUGUUAUCCAUUGAUUUUCUUAUUAAUUCUGUAUUGGAUGUUUACAGCCUUACAAUGUUAUAUUUUCGAAAAUAAUUACAUUUUAUGAUAAACACUCACUCUGUCCUUACUUUGCUAAUUUAUAUCUCUGUAAUGUUAUGAUUGGCGUGUUUACAGAGUCAGGGUGGUAAAAAGAUAGAACGAAGAUGAGUUUGUAGAGUGUAUGUCUUACAUGCGAAUUUACAUGAACUAAAUGUAUGCUGAUGAAAGUCGCAGUGUAACUGAGCAUAAUUGCUCAUUGAAGACGAGGUAACCAGGCACUUUGUAGGCGCGCAAUUAUUGGCAGUAAGUAGGAAGCAUGUGUUCCUAUAAAUAACAUCACUGAGUAAUACCAUUGUGUCCUUGAUGCUUUUUGUCACGCCAGAAGAUAUUGACGCAUGAAAUACUUGCAAGCAACUGGUAUUAUCUGCAAGUGACAAUGUCUUCAACUGUCUAUAUCUGCAACUGGAUUUAUCAACAAAUAUUGUUAGCAAGUGGCAUUGUCUUCAACUAUCUAUAUCAGGAACUGGAUAUUGACGCAUGAAAUACUUGCAAGCAACUGGUAUUAUCUGCAAGUGACAAUGUCUUCAACUGUCUAUAUCUGCAACUGGAAUUAUCAACAAAUAUUGUUAGCAAGUGGAAUUGUCUUCCACUAUCUAUAUCAGGAACUGGAAUUAUCAGCAAAUAUUGUAAGCAAGUGGCAUUGUCUUCUUACUGUCUAUAUCAGCAACUGGAAUUAUCAGCAAAUAUUGUAAGCAAGUGGCAUUGUCUUCUUACUGUCUAUAUCAGCAACUGGAAUUAUCAGCAAAUAUUGUAAGCAAGUGGCAUUGUCUUCAACUGUCUAUAUCAGCAACUGGAAAUAUCAGCAAAUAUUGUUAGCAAGUGGCAUUUUCUUCAACUAUCUAUAUCAGCAACUGGAAUUAUCAGCAAAUAUUGUAAGCAAAUGGCAUUGUCUUCAACUGUCUAUAUCAGCAACUGGAAUUAUCAGCAAAUAUUGUUAGCUAGUGGCAUUGUCUUCAACUGUCUAUAUCAGCAACUGGAAUUAUUAGCAAAUAUUGUUAGCAAGUGGCAUUUUCUUCAACUGUCUAUAUCAGCAACUGUAAUUAUUAGCAAAUAUUGUUAGCAAGUGGCAUUUUCUUCAACUGUCUAUAGCAGCAACUGGAAUUAUCAGCAACUAUUGUUAGCAAGUGGCAUUGUCUUCAACUGUCUAUAUCAGCAACUGGAAUUAUCAACAAAUAUUGUUAGCAAGUGGCAUACAUAGUAGGGAAAAGACCUAAAGCAAAAUAGCCGUUUGCUCCCUAUUUCACAGUUACUCUGUUUCUCAAGAAAACAAAAGACUGUAUUCACACAAAAAAUAAUUCAAAAUUAAAUGUUCAUAUCCAUCUAUUUGUUUAAAGUAACAUAGUUGAAACAUUUAUUGUAUAAAUUUGUAUUGAUAAAUUGAUGAAUUGAUAAAUCGCAUGGUCACUUUUAAGCGCAAAAAGAAUAAAAGACUAUCAACAUAAAA
Dreissena polymorpha is the source of this 2936-nucleotide messenger RNA. Its product is annotated as peroxisome biogenesis factor 10-like. NCBI's taxonomy places the organism in Eukaryota, Metazoa, Mollusca, Bivalvia, Myida, Dreissenidae. The record is from RefSeq and is a predicted model, not a curated record. The coding region runs from base 16 to 915 and encodes 299 amino acids. Gene Ontology annotation, cellular component: peroxisomal membrane. Gene Ontology annotation, biological process: protein import into peroxisome matrix. Gene Ontology annotation, molecular function: zinc ion binding. The transcript has 8 exons.